UUUUUCUAUCCUCUCCCUCAAAAACGAUCCCAGCAAUGGAAGACUCGCCUCUUUCAUCCUCCUCAAAACGCAAGAUGCCCCCCAUGGAUGGCACGGCCACCGACCACGACUCGUUCACCAAGGUCCCUACGCGACAGGAGAAACGCAAACAGAAGAAGAUCGACAAGCGGAAGCCUGAGUUUCAGUUCAAUGUGUCGGAUAUGAGGUAUGGGAAGAAGGUUACUUUGGCUCAUGUGCGCGAUAUGAUAUUGUACAUCUUGGCCGAAGCGCAGAAGCCCCAGUGGCUGCAGAUUGACCACAAAGCCUCCAUCUCCCAUGUCGUUCUUCUCCUCAUACCCGGUCUUCUUCCAGAACAUCUCGGCCUUGAUCCAGAGGUCACCCACUCCUCCAUGCCCUUCCCAAUUACUUCCCCUUCUGCCCCAUUAGAUCAGGUGUCCCUCAUCCCUGCACUUUCGACCUUGUUCACCUAUGGAUGCCCUACAAGAGCUCCGGGAGAUAAGACUAGGAUGCACUCGCCUAUCAACCAGUUGCUCAUGAGCCCUAUGACGGAUGCUGUGAAGAAGCAGAAGGAAGAUGAGAGCAAGGUUGUUCAAGACGAGCCCACGGGGGCUAAGAGGAACAUUCCCCUGCAAUACCUUGUCACCCCAAACCAAAUGAUCGACAACGACUAUCAAUUGCCCGCCUACAUCAAACCCAGCGACGUCCCCAUUAUCCCUGGCCUGGACCUCGAAACCAUCACCAAAGAGCUGCCUAUACCUCUUCCCAGCCAAGACGGCAGUGCAUGGUCUGUAAUUGGGGCGGGCAGUUUGCAGGGCAAGAACCCAAAGGGGAAUAGGAGAGAAGGUGGUUGGGUGGAGACGCCGGAGGCGAAGGGUCCUCCUGCGGAUGGAAAGUAUCCGAUCUUGGCUGUGGAUUGUGAGAUGGUGGUAUCUGCGGAUGGUGAUGAGCUGGCGCGCGUAUCGGUGAUCGACUUUGAGACAGGAGACAGCGUCUUUGACGAACUUGUCCAGCCCAAAGCUGAAAUCACUGACUAUAGAACUCAGUGGUCGGGUAUCACCCCCGAACGUCUCUUUUCAGCCACCCACGACCUCCCCGCCAUCCAAACCCUCCUUCUCCACGGCUCUUCCCCCAUCAUCACCCCCCACACCAUCCUCCUCGGCCACUCUCUCGACUGCGACCUCAGCGCCCUCCGUAUCCGCCAUCCCCUCUGCAUCGAUACCGCCCUCAUCUACAAGCACCCGAGAGGCCCGCCGUUCAAGCCGGGGUUGAAGUGGUUGGCGCAAAAGUGGUUGGGGAAGGAUAUUCAGGCGGGGACGGCGGGGCAUGACUCGGCGGAAGAUGCGAGGGCGUGUGUGGAUCUGUUCAAGAUGAAGUUGAUCAAAGGUCCGUCGUUUGGGAAUUCUGUCAACAAUAUGGAGUCUAUCGUGGAACGUCUUGGUCGAUCAAAGACCGAGUCGGGACGAGCGAGGACAUCGUGUUAUUGCGAUUACGGAGAUCCCAGGUGGCUGUACGGCGCCAAGGCUACGACAGCUGUUCAAGCUCACAACGAUGACGAUGUGGUCAAAUCUAUCGUCGACAACGUCGAGCAGCACGACUUUUUGUUUGGGCGCAUGCUGGAGCUUUCUCAAGUCCAGGGCUGGAACGAAAGCGACCCCACCCCCGACAACUCCCCAGAAACCCUCAACGCCGCCCUCUCAUCCCUCAGCACCCGCCUCUCCACCCUACACGCCUCCCUCCCAUCUAACACUGCGCUCGUCAUCGUUACCGGAAACUCCAACCCUAUCCCCAUGUUGGAUUUACAGAAGAAGAGGCAGAAUUGGGAGAGGGUGACAAAGUUGAAGGGAAGCACGGGAGGGAUGGAGGGGGAGGAGAGGUGGAUGGCGGAGGAUGAGAGGGAGUUGGAGGGGAAGGUGGAGGAUGCUAAGGCGGGGAUGGCGUUCUUGAGGAUAAAGAGCUAG
Cryptococcus amylolentus CBS 6039 is the source of this 1958-nucleotide messenger RNA. RefSeq lists its product as hypothetical. The transcript has 8 exons. The record is from RefSeq and is a predicted model, not a curated record. Gene Ontology annotation, molecular function: nucleic acid binding; exonuclease activity. NCBI's taxonomy places the organism in Eukaryota, Fungi, Basidiomycota, Tremellomycetes, Tremellales, Cryptococcaceae. Gene Ontology annotation, cellular component: nucleus. The coding region runs from base 36 to 1958 and encodes 640 amino acids.